Fusarium keratoplasticum is the source of this 357-nucleotide messenger RNA. RefSeq lists its product as uncharacterized. NCBI's taxonomy places the organism in Eukaryota, Fungi, Ascomycota, Sordariomycetes, Hypocreales, Nectriaceae. The record is from RefSeq and is a predicted model, not a curated record. Bases 1 to 357 code for a protein of 118 amino acids. The transcript has a single exon.
AUGACGAGCACCUCCACAGACGCUUUAACAGCAACCACUCCUGGAUUCACCACACAGACUACGCCGUUGCAUCUCCCUCGCUUCACCCCUGGACCAGGAUGCGUCAACGCUUCCAACAUCUUCUACGAGACGGACGAAUGCUCCUGGGGCACUGGAAUAGGCCUAUACAAGCCAGAUACACACACAUGUACCUUCUUUGGCAUUGACGCUGUUCGGGAUGAGCCAAACAACGAUUGCCUCCCAGGUAAUCUUGAUAUCGCAACAGAAUGUCCUGUUCAGUACACGGUGGCGAGCACUUGGGAUUGGGAGAAGUCUAAUGGCGAGACUACUCGCGAGAUUUACUGUUGUCCAACGUGA